GGCCGCGGACAGCCGUGUGGGGCGCGGUGCGCUCCCUCGUCCUCGUCCCUCGGGGAGGCUGGGUUCACCCACCCGGCGGCGAAUUCCCGUCAGGAAGGUGGCUGGGGGCUUUGGAUUUUUUUACCUCUGAUAGAGUAUUAAGAGUUUACUGCAGUCGUGGCUCAGAGCCCGCCAUUGGCUCAGCAGGCCCGGCCCGGCCUCGGCAGCGGCCACAGAGCAGCUCUGUGGAAGAGGCGUUUGUGACGCCCUGAAGCCCUGGCAGCGCUUGGAGCGUUGGUUCGGUACUUGCCCAUGGGCUGCCUGCUCAGGGGCAGGAUGCUGAAAUCUGGGGCUUCCACCCAGGUAUUUGUGCGUGGCGUAACCCCCGCUGGAUCCUGAAGCAAUCCCAGGGCUGGGUUGAGCUGCUGGGGGGUUCUGCUGGGCACGGCUGGGGGGUCUGGCUCAGCACGGCCUGUCUGCACGGCCGGGGACAGCCUCUCGGUGACCAUAACUAGCGACAAGGCACUGGCUGUUACAGUAUGACUAGGAUUUUAAAGAGAAAUGUAGCUGAAGGUGAAUUUUAGUAAGGCUGGGUAGAUGUUGUAAUAGAUUUUUUACUUUGCCUCGGUACUGUGCAUCUGUGCAUACUUCUUAGUAUCAGUGCUAUUGUAGUACCCCUUUACAAUACCAUAUUGACGUUGCUUCAUGAAUGACUUUGUUGUUCAAGGCACCAUGGCAUUACUGUAUAAGUUUAUAGUGCAUUGUGGAGCAUUUGAUUUGGAAAAUGGAAGCCCAUCCUGGUAUGAGAAGGAGUAGAUUCAUCAAACCAUCUAAAAGUAGGAGAGGAGUCAUUUCCAGUGGGCAGUUCAUACACCUAUUGCUGGGACUGGAUGGGUCUCAACCCGUGUUUUGCUCUUUACUACAGGGAAAGUCUGACAAAGUCUAGAUGCUUGGUUUUUAAAUGUUUGCGUUUACACAGAUGAAUGCUGUAGUUGGAUGUACUCACCAGUCACUGAUUAUUAAUGCCCAUUACUGCAGAAUUCCAUCAAACUGUUUUUCACAUGCUACAGCCCAACAAGGAAUGCAUAGAGCAGCUCAUGCAAAUGUACUUACAUUGAUGUUUUAUCAGACAAAUACUGAAGUAAACUCUAUGACAAGUAUGAAGAGCUGUGUAGGAUGCAAGUACAGACAUUGUAGCAUAUCACAAAACGGUGACUUCCCCAAUGUUUUUUGGUUUGCCAUUACCUGACUACUGCAUAGGGUCUGUUUCUUGAGUGAUAGUGAAAUUAGAAUGAUGAAUCCAUCAGGGAAACAAACAGAUCCUUAAGACGUAUGCCAAGAAAGAAUAUGUGUGACUGAUUGGUUUUUUCCUAGAAGGCAUCUUCAGGUUUUUUUCUUUGUUCAUCUUCUUUAUCCUUGGUGAAUGUCAGCAGCAGGAAGCUUCUUUGGAGACAAUAAAGGAGAGUACUCAUCAAAACUUUGCAAGACAAAUUAGGUUCUAAGUUUUGCUACAUCUUCUCCCCUCAAAGGAUUUGAGAUGGUAAAGGGAUAAGUCAAUACUGUGCUUGAAACACUGUGUAGUUAAUUGAAAAGGAACUAAAUAAAUGUUUCAAAAUCUGACAUUUUAAGACAGAUGGGCUUCUUUCUAGUCCAUCUAAUCAGUGAUUGGAUCACAGAAAAGACUUAGUGGGUGCACACAGGAAAUUCUUGGCAAGGUUGAAAUAGAGACUCCUUAUCAAGUACAUUGAAAUUCAGUUAAUUGCAAUUAGGAAAUAAUACAUACCCGUUUUAGGCAAGAAAAGUAUUCUUCCAUUAGUUUUCCGUGUUGGUUUCUCUCUCAAAUCUAGAGAAACUGCAGUGACUGAAUGUAUCAGUUCUGAUAACCAUUAGACAGUUGAUAAUGAAAAACUUGAAGGCUGAAAGACUUUUGAAAGAAAAUGAAAAGGGAAAAGCCUAAAUCCUAGGAAGAUUAGAACUGAUCAGCUGAAGUUUCAGCUUUCAACCAUGGUUGUUAUAUAGCACUCUCUUGACCUCAUUUUACUGUCAAAGAGAACUCAGUAAUUGGCACUCAAAUGAAAUGUCGUCGUUCCCUAUUGACUAUAAAAACUGCAGUACUUUGGCAUUUUAUUUUUAUGAUGAUAUAACCUUUCAGUGUAUUCCACAUAUUAACGGAAUCUUAGGCUUGUCUUACAAAUGUACCUAGGUUAUUUUAAUCAUUUAUCUUUCCUCUAUAUUCUGUGUUUGAGUCUCCGGAUAAUGUCAUCAAAGUGAAUGUGACCAGGUAUUAAGUACAUAGUUGCAUGUGAGGCGGGAGGCGCUGACAUAUGAGACCUGGAGCUAAUUGUAUGGUCUGUGGCAAUUUAUCCUUUCAACCAGAGGGAGAAGUUGGACAUCUUACAGAAAACGUGGGAAGUGAAUAUUUACGAGGUGCUUCAGAAGCCUCUGCCCUUACGUGUUGAAAAAGUAAGCAGUUUGGCUGAAAACCACUUGUGUAACCAGCCGUGUUUUACUGAGCUCUGCCCUGCUAGUGCACAUGUUAGUGAACUGUAUCUAGUGUCAGUUUUGUGUUGGAUUUGUAGGAAUAUUGUCCUUCUCUCCACUCUUACCUCCUCCUACUCUGGCAACAACACACCAAAAUGAAAAGCAGACUUUGCAUAAAUCUCCAAAGCAUUUCACUGGAAGUCUAAAAACGUUUAUCUGAGGUAGGCAGAAAACACACACAAGAAAGUAAUAAUCUCAAUAGGGUUUUCUAAAAUCAAGCAGCUUUGUCACAAGAUCCUGAUUAAUCUACUUUGUAGGGGAUUUUGGAAAUUCCUUUAUUAUACUAGAAAUUAACAGGCUUUAGGAUGAACAGCGAAACAAAGUCAGUUGCAUCUGUUCUUUAAGCUGCCAUUUAGUGUAAUAUUGAUUUGUUUUAAAAUAGUGAUCCAGAUCCAACUGUACAUGGUCAAACACCCAAAAUAAAAGAGUUGGAAGAUUGCUGGGUAUACAAAAAAAUGUAUGCAUUCACAAAGAAGGAGACUCAGAAAAGGCACCUAAAUAAAACAGGAAAUUACAUAUUUUAACCAUUUAAAACAUUUGUCACACUUAAUUUCCAAUUCAUGAAUACUGGUGAAUAAAUAUUUGAAUUAUUAUGAAUUACUCAUAAUACAUAGUAAAUGCAUACUUGAACUCAAAUACAUACUGCAAUUUAUAAAGUGAAUAAAUGCAAUUUAAAAUGAAUGCAAAUUUUUAUAAAUAGAGGUGUGUUUUGUGCAGAACUAAAAUUCUGUAGUCUGUAGGACAAUGUUUUUUUAAGGUGAAAGUAUAUAGUGAGUGCUGCAGUGAUUUACAGAAGAUGGAGAAAUUGUCUUAUGGUUAAAAGCUGCUCUGGAACCGUGGAUUCUAUCACUGACCAUGCUGUGCAGUUUCUGUGUAGUGAUGGAAACCCACCUUAACCAAGUCAUGGGAAAAAUUAAGAAAUAAAGAGCCUGUGCUCAUGCCUCUUUUAACUAAAGGUCUUUUUACAUGAUGGCGUAUUACAUAAACCUAAUUUUUCAGCUGAAUUUAUUUUGUACUUGAGUGAAAAUCCUCUUGUUCAGAACUGAUCUGUGUCUUUCAAGCUGGGCCCUGUAAAAGCCGUCAGUUUUAUUCUCUUCAUUGCUGUGCUUUGACCUUUGGGACAAAACUGGUUCCCCAAUGACACAAAAAGAACUUUGCAGCUACUGGUUGGGACACUUAACAACCUUACCCUCAAGGUAUAAUGCUGAGCUUCUUUUUCAGUAAAUACAUUUUUCUCGAGGCAGAAGUCUGUGGUGAUGGUAUAUCCAUGUAUGAUUGAAGUAACUUUUCCAUAUUCUGACAUAAAAUAUACCACAGAUUGUUAAAUACAUAGAAAAAUCAGUGGCUGCACCUUAAAAGGCACACACCAAAUCAGUGGGAACUUUCAGCCUUCACCCUUCUGUCCCAUGGCCCCCAGACAGACAAUGGAAACAAUGAUACAGCCCUUUCCCCUCAUAGCAGGGAUUCUGAAUUCAUAGUCUGAAUUCAUUAGUGAAUUCCUGCUUAGGAAGUGCAUGGGUACUACUAUAAUGAUGAAUCCUCAAGAAAAACUGGGUAUAAACUGGUAAUUUUCUUUCUAGGGCAGCGUUUAAUGAGCGAAGUAUAAACAAGCUCCAGCAUACCCAGUGACUGGCAACUAAUGACUGAGUCACUGUCAGUAACAUAAGGAGGGCUGAUUUCUUGAUUCAUGCUGCCCUACCCUGAUGAGGAGGUCACAUUGACUGAUCUCGUGCAGUUGUUUCUGAAGACAUACAUUAAAAAAAAUUGAAAUCUGUUGAUGAAAAUCAGCUGAGAAAUGAGCAUUUACUGUCUAUUACUUGUUGUGCCAUUUUCUUUAAAAUACCUCCAGACCUUAGUAAUUUCUGAAAUACAUAUUAAACCAACAUGUACAUGAUUUGCCAGUGUUUCUUGAAGUAUUUGGUUAAUCAUCUUCACACAGGAGACAUCAAGACCCAAAGUAUGCUCUCUUUUCUGAAUGAUUAAGCCAGACUUCCCAUAACAUUUCACUGGCAGGUAGGGCCAUGACAGUCUGCUGACAACAAAGGGAAAUACGUAUCAUCCAGCCUGUGUGGAAAAAAAAAAACCCCAGAAAAAAAUGGAAGAAGGAAAAAGUCAUGAUCCUAAAGAUGUGACAAAAAAGGGAAAAUCCAAGAUGCAACUCAAAAGAAAUAUAGGUUACAUUGAUGGGGUAAGUUUUAUUAUAGGAACAAUUGUCGGGGCAGGGAUCUUUGUUUCUCCCACUGGGGUGUUAAAGCAUUCCUUACUCAAUGUUGGUAUUGCACUAACGAUCUGGACUGCAUCUGGGCUGGUUUCUCUAAUGGGUUCUCUCUGCUAUGCUGAGCUGGGUACUGCUCUGCCCUUUUCUGGAGGAGAAUACAGCCAUAUUAAAAGAGGUCUUGGAUCCCUACCUGCUUUUGUGUUUAUCUGGACAUCAACAGUUACCAAGCCAGCGUCAAAUGCUGCUCGAGCCUUGCUGUUUGCUGAAUAUGCCACCCAGCCUUUCUACGGCAUUUGCCCUGCACCAGAAGUGGUGAAGAAGUGCUUGGCCUUGGCCGUUCUCUGGUCCCUGGGGAUUUUGAAUGGCCGCAGUGUUAAAAUGGCUGCAUGGGUGCAGACAGUUUUCACUCUGCUGAAGAUGAUGGCCUUGUCUGUAAUUGCUGUCGGUGGCAUAGUGCUCCUUGUUGGAGGGAGAAGGGAGAGUCUGGCCAGGUUUGAGGACGCAUUCAGCUCAGAGAUCCCCAGCGCAUCACAGGUUGCCGAAGCCUUCUUCCAAGGACUAUACGCUUACGGUGGCUGGUGGUCCCUCAAUUAUAUGGCAGAGGAGAUGAAAAACCCUAGCAGGAAUAUCCCCUUAACUGUGAUGACCGCUGUUCCUGCAGUAAUUGUUUUUUAUUUACUGGUGAACAUCUCAUAUCUGACUGUCCUCACACCUAAGGAAAUUGUCUCUUCAGUUGCUGUGGCAGUCACUUGGGCUGAUCGAGUGAUCCCCUCUGUUGCCUGGAUCAUUCCUCUCUCUGUUGCUGUCUCAAUAUUUGGUGCCCUCAACAGCAGCAUGUUCACACUAGGUCGAUUAAGCUAUGCUGGAAGUCAGUCAGGACAUUUACCUGUUUUAAUGUCCAUGCUUAACGUCCACUCCUGUACUCCAGCACCAGCCAUGAUUUUUUCAACCACCAUUGCAUCCAUUUUUAUCAUCCCUUCUGACCUUAUUAUGUUAACAAAUUACUUUGGAUCUGCCUGGCUUAUGACUGGGUUGACUUGUGCAAGCCUGAUUGUACUUCGAUACCGGGAACCUCAUCUACAUCGCCCAUACAAAGUGUUUCUACCAGUUCCGUUUGUGAUGGUGGCAAUGUCUGUCUUCUUAAGUUUUAGCCCAUAAGUCUGGUCUCCAAAUAUGCAAUACGUUUAUGCUUUCCUGUUUAUGCUGGGAAGUCUUAUUGUUUAUCUGCCUUUCAUACAUUUUAAAUUACAUUUUUCAUUUCUUGAUAAAAUUACUUGCCACUUACAGCUCCUAUUGGAAGUCUCCCCUGCUGAUGGGUCUGCUGAGGGCAAAUGUGAGUAAUGGCAAGUGUUUAAUCCCAGUAUAACUGAGAGCUUACAGAGGAUUUUGUUUAACUGAGAUUGUAGAAGAUAGAAGGUAGAUGGUAGGUGUGAUAUACAGAUGUACGUGUGUGUGCACGUAUGUAUGUAUAUGUAUAUAGAUGAAUAUACAUAUAUUGCAUACGUGUAUACAUGCAUACAUGUAUAUGCAUAUGCACUUACAUGUAUAUAUACAGCAGGUAUAUGUGUAAGUAUAUGCAUUUUUAUCGAUAGACAUUAGCAUAAUGAGUUAAUAUGCAUAUAUUUUUAUGUGUCUGCGUGUAUAUCUACAUGUACGUAGAUGUGUAUGCACACUUAUUUAAUAGGUGCAAAGAAUCUCUUUUAAACUGAUAAAAUCUGUAGAGUUCUGUUCUCUCCCUUACUACUGAAGACAGAGUUGCACAUGUUGCAUAUAUUCUUGCGAUAAUAGAAAUAUGACUAAAUUACAGCACAAAUUAUCAAUAUUAUCAUCUAGUAAAUGCGUAAGUACAUACUAAAUAGCACUAUUAUAUAAAUAUACUUUUGGAUUCCAAAUGAAAUUGUCUGGAUUUUUUUUAGUUCAUAGUAGCUCAUUUAUUAGCACUUCUGUUUUUGAAGGCUUUUUACUUCUGUUCA
Strigops habroptila (Kakapo) is the source of this 6711-nucleotide messenger RNA. It is a transcript of the gene SLC7A13, whose product is annotated as solute carrier family 7 member 13. Gene Ontology annotation, molecular function: L-amino acid transmembrane transporter activity. Gene Ontology annotation, cellular component: membrane. The record is from RefSeq and is a predicted model, not a curated record. Gene Ontology annotation, biological process: amino acid transmembrane transport. NCBI's taxonomy places the organism in Eukaryota, Metazoa, Chordata, Aves, Psittaciformes, Psittacidae.